CGAUCUCGGCGCACCGGUUCGAACUCCAAACAGAGGCGAUGUGGGUGGUCCGCUUUUCAGUCAAACAGUAAUGUGUUCAGGAAAUAACCAUGUGAAGUGUAAUGCUCCCAAGAAACGAGGCUAUGGGGAAUGCUCCACCACAUGUGUUAGUAGGAGUAUUGGUGCUUAUUACAGCUGUCAUUUCACAAACGGCUGCCUCUGCCAUUACUCCUCCUAACAAUGCCACACUCAUUGAUGUAUCAGAGGCUGAAACCACUACUGAGAGCCUAGGAAAAGGGAAUUCUAAAGAUGGAGUUUCAGAAACAGAUCCCUUGAUACGUAGUAGUGAAUCCAAAGUAUUUGUGCAGCCAACGGAUACCCCGGAUGAUACAUUUGUUGUGAAUGAGUGGGCUUCUGUUGACCCUUUUUCAUUCUCACCUGAGGGAGCCUUUCCUGCAAGCUUUAACGACAGUCAGAAUGUUGAUCCUUGUAGACAAACAGCUCGUUGUGAACCGCUGGAAGAAACAACCUGUCUUGGGGUGCGUCUACCCUAUAGACACACCUCCUUAGAUCUGACGGGGCUCCCGAGCCAACAGGUUGCUAGGGAACACUUGGAGUUUUGGUCUCGCUUGCGCAAUAUCCCAAGAUGUUGGGCUGUGGUUCAACCUCUCCUUUGUGCUGUAUUUUUCCCUCGGUGCGACAGGUCAUCAGUGCAAUUGCCUUCUCAGAAGAUGUGCGUAAUCACAAGAGGUCCUUGCCGUCUUGUGGAAGAAGAUUGGCCUCCUUAUUUAAGGUGCAAGGAAGAUUUUCCACAUAAGUGUAAGAACAGCGCAAGGGAACUGAAGUUCAACACGACUGGCCAGUGUGUUCCACCGCUCGUUGCUACAGAAGAGGAAUCUUCUUGGUAUGAGGGAGUUAAAGGAUGUGGCAUACAAUGUGCAAAUCCAAUCUUCACUCCACAGGAGCAUGAGGAUUUGCACCAAUUUGUUGCCACAAUUGGUGGGAUAUGUCUCGCCUGUGCUGCUCUAACAGUGCUAACGUAUCUGAUAGACUGGCGUGCAGCAAACAAAUAUCCCGUGCUAAUCAUCUUCUACAUCAAUGGGUGUUUCUUGAUAGCCAGCAUAGGCUUCAUGGUCCAAUUCCACCCUGGGGUACGUCAGGACCUGACUUGCCGUUCAGAUGGCACUCUUCGACAAGCUGAGCCCAGUUCGGGUGGAAACCUGUCAUGUGUGGUUGUGUUUGUCUGCAUUUAUUACUUCAUGGUGGCAGGGGGAAUGUGGCUGAUUAUCUUGGCAUAUUCCUUGCACACUAGCUUCAAGUCUUAUGCAGCUGGUCUCUGUGGUGAAGAACUGGAGCGUCGUGCAGCAUACUUCCACCUCAUAGCCUGGUCUCUGCCUCUAGUCUUAACCAUCACCAUCAUGGCCCUGGCAGAGGUUGAGGCAGACUCCCUCGCAGGCAUCUGCUUCCUCUCCUCAGCAAUUCACAUUCGAAUAGGGUUCCUUCUGCUGCCUGUCAUUCUCAUUGUGAUCAUUGGAGGAUUCUUCUUGGGCAGAGGAAUGAUGAAGCUUAUAUAUCUGAAAAUGGAGUGCUGUACCAUUAUUAGUGACAAUGCCAACAGCAAGAUUGUGGAAACCAUCAUUAGACUAGCUAUUAUCACCAUCACACUUGUCACCUUCACUGCCAUCACUGUAUACUGCCACAUCUAUCAGUACAAGAAUCAGCACCUAUGGGAUGAUGCACUAAGAGAUUACAUCAUGUGUGUCUCUAACAUCACAGCAGAUGUUCAGGACAGCAAUAGAACCUCUUGUAAAAUAGCUGAACGUCCUAGCAUCAAUCUGUACAAGCUCCAUCUAUUAGCUCUCUUUGGUGCAGGGAUUAUCAUGUCCUCAUGGUGUUGGACGCCCAACACCAUACAGGCAUGGAAACGUUUUUUCAGAAGAGUGGCAGGAGUACCGAGUGAAGAGCCUCUGCGCUUAGCAAAGCACAAGGUUAUAGCUCAAGCCUUUGCCAAACGCCAUGACUUAAAUAACAUGGGAAGGCUGUCCAUCAGUCUCCACUCCAUGCAUGAUGAUCCUAUAGGAUUGAACUUUGAAAUGAACAGCAUGACCUCGGGUGACCUUUCCUCUGCUUGGGCUCAUGCCAUUCCUCACCUCAUGACACGCCGAGGUGCACUGGUUGGCUCAACUGCUCUUGGUCUUCGCAGGAACUCUGUUGAUUCAGAAUAUAGUGUCAGUCGAAGGUUCUCUCUUGAGUCGGGCUGCAAUAAUCGUAGUUCUCGUCGACACUCACUAGACUCGCAGAUGUCCUUCCAUGUAUCUGAUGCCGAAAGACUGGCAGCGCUUCAUACUGCUGCCCGCUUUGGCCGUCGCAAGAGGCGAGACUGGUUCAGCUUGAAAAGAGGUCGUCGGAUGAAUGCGUGGGACAGGAGGGGAUCCAACACUUCAGAUGAUAGCAACCUCGGUUCUAUGAUUUUGCCAGCUGUCACCAUGAACCAGGACACCCUCUUCACCAACAUGAUGAAGCGUCUGAAUCUUAGCUCAGAUGACCCGACCCGCUCCGAGAGAAUAGUUCCCUCAGCUCCUCCAGCCAAAUCUGUCAACCUGAAUGUGGUCCCUCUGCCAGGCCAGGCUCCCCUUGAGUCUGAGGAUGAUGUGGGGGCAGAGAACCAUGCCUAUGCUGACAAUGACUCUAUUACACACACUGUACUCAACAAUGUUCUCAAGAGUGUUGAGCUAAAGAGGCAGGAGGAAAACUAUACGAGAGCAGCCACAGCACUUGAGGAGGGACUGUUGAGUUCAGCCCAGGGGAGGGUCUGCAGCAGGAGGGGGUUCACGACUGAAAGUAGGGAGGUAAGAGGGGUCAGUAUUGGAGUCCAGGCAUCACUCAUUGGUAGUCCAGUUGUUACAAUGGUAGACAAGGGAGUCCAAGUCUCUUCUCCCCUCCUUAGCCGAGGGAGUCAGGCAUCACAGACUCAUGACUGGGAACUAAGCCCAACCCAUGCCUACAAGCUACAAGACUCUGGCAAGAAGACCGUAGGUGAAACAAGCUUCAUGAUCCAGAGGAAACUACAAAACAAUGAGCGACCAGGAACUCCUGUCACCAAGCUGCCCAAGAAGCUGAAUGUCAGUAAUGAUAAAUCUGCAGCAAAUAAGAAUAUAAAUAGCAGUCAUGGGUCUCACAAACGCAGUGCAAGUGCCAGGUCAGGGAACAUAAGUGGCAAGAGCAGAAGAAGUAGAGGUGAGAGUGCUGAUGUCAUGACCGUUUUAGAUAUGGAUGAGGAUAGUGAUUAAAAAGUAAACCUAUUUAUAUCCUUUGAUAUUUCAUAAUAUUUGUUACCCACAGCAAUAUGGUAUAAUAAUACUGUAAAUGAGAAACAUUUUGACUCUUCAAGAAACUUCACAAAAAGAAGUAUGAAAACCCUGAACAUGAACAUUUUACAUAAACAUAGAUAUUAACUUGCCUAUGCACUCACAAUACUCUCUCUCAGUGGAUUGGGGUAGUGAGUUUGUGCCAAAUACGAAAAAAAAGCACAAAGA
This is a messenger RNA of Penaeus monodon (black tiger shrimp), 3515 nucleotides long. It is a transcript of the gene smo, whose product is annotated as smoothened homolog. Gene Ontology annotation, cellular component: plasma membrane; cilium; dendrite. The transcript is spliced from 15 exons. NCBI's taxonomy places the organism in Eukaryota, Metazoa, Arthropoda, Malacostraca, Decapoda, Penaeidae. The record is from RefSeq and is a predicted model, not a curated record. Bases 102 to 3269 code for a protein of 1055 amino acids. Gene Ontology annotation, molecular function: transmembrane signaling receptor activity; patched binding. Gene Ontology annotation, biological process: central nervous system development; smoothened signaling pathway; positive regulation of smoothened signaling pathway.